Saccostrea cuccullata (small rock oyster) is the source of this 1419-nucleotide messenger RNA. RefSeq names its product transmembrane protein 128-like. The record is from RefSeq and is a predicted model, not a curated record. Lineage: Eukaryota; Metazoa; Mollusca; Bivalvia; Ostreida; Ostreidae. The coding region runs from base 61 to 660 and encodes 199 amino acids. The transcript has 4 exons.
CACAUAUCGUUAAAAACGUAUUAAUGAUUCAAACAAACUGAAAACAUUCUAGGCAUCAAAAUGCAAACCGAAGGCGAUCCCUUGUUGGCAAACGACGAAGUUUUGGAAAAUGUUAGACGGAGGGUACAACAUAAACUUGCUGGAAGAUUUAUGGAUGCGAUGGGAACAGCACCUGAUGCCUCUGAAGAGAAUAAGACUGAGAAAUCGUUACUGAGUCAAAACAUGGAUGAAGAAACAAGAAAGAAAUUUGAGGACAGGUUUGGUAAAUACAGAAGUAAGGACUCCCCAUACAGUAUUCAGAACAUCCUGUGGUUGAUAUCCUCUAUAGCUGUCUUCUACUACACAGACUUCUAUAUCGCAUGCCGAUACGAUCAAAGAGUGAAUAGGGUGUGGUUCAACGUCGGAGCCAUCCUAAUGCUGGUCAAUCUCUCCAUUGCCGCCUUCCUUAUUGUGUACAUAACAUACAUCAAGAAGGUCAGCACCGAUCAGUGGGAGAACCUCUACCCAGCCGCUAUCCCCAUAGCUACAGGGUCAUUUAUACUCGGAGGAAUUUGUGUGACGGUGGGACUGUGGCCGAUUUGGAGUAUAUUUACCCCUGUCAUCCUGUUUACCCUUUUCAUGGGUAUGAUUGUAACAAUAGCAAUGUUACCAAACUUCUAAAAGCUAUACCCAGAAAGAGACUGAUAGGACUUAUGUGGACUUCAGAAGAGAAACUUGUCAGCAACUCAACUGUACAAGGUUUUUGUUUUAUACCUUGCUCUGUACUUGAUGCUGAUCAAAGAAAAAGUUGUUGUUUGUGAUAAAUGUUAUUUAUUUUUAAAAUAAGAUGACACAUAUAAUUAGUUUUUAUUUAUAUGAAAUGUACCAAGCAAAGGCAUUAUAUUUCCAUGUAUAACAAUGUACAUAUUUAAUUCCCUUUCUCUAUUUUAUGUUGAAUGGUUAUUUUUAUAUCUCAUCCUUAAAGUAUGUGGUAGGUACAUAAAGUUUUAUCCAUGUACAUGUAUGUUGUUUUGCAUUUCUGAAAUGCAACAAAAGUCCCUCUUCCUUAUUGCUUUUUUGUAGAUACUUAGCUUAUUUUUAUGCCUCCUUUCGAAGGAGGGAGGACAUAUUGCUUUGCUGCUGUCUGUUGGUCAGUUGGUCCGUCCGUCUGUCGGUCCAUCAUCAGUUUCCGUUCAUUUACUUUGCAGAGGUUGCACAUAUUGAAAUGAAAAAAAUUGGUAUACAGAUUUAUCAUAGAUUUAUUAUUAGAAAAUAUAGGUCAAGUUCUCUUUUCUACAGAAUUAUGGCCCUUGGACUUAUUUGGGGGGAGGGCAUAAGUGUUUUACAAACCUCUCUUGUUGUAUAAGGUUUUAUGAUGAUGUUGAUUGAGUGACAGUUGGUUUGAGUUGUAACACUUAAUGCUCAAUUCAAAAAAAAAAA